GCCGCCCGACUAUGGGUACGGUGCCGUCGGCGCUGAAGCACUGCCUCAGCUAUCAGCACCUCCUCAAGGAGCAGCUGUGGAUCGGGGAGCCGACCGCGCCUCCUCAUCCCGGGCAGGAAUCCCAAGUAUCUGGACUGCCGGAGUACAUAAAGAUUGUAGAGGUUGGGCCAAGGGAUGGUUUACAAAAUGAAAAGGUGAUUGUCCCAACUGAUACCAAAAUAGAGUUAAUCAACCGGCUUUCUAAAACAGGCCUUCCAGCAAUAGAAGUGACCAGUUUUGUUUCAUCCAAAUGGGUGCCUCAGAUGGCAGAUCACAAAGAAGUAAUGAGAGGCAUUGAGCGGCAUCCUGGAGUCCAAUAUCCUGUUCUCACGCCUAAUCUUAAAGGUUUUCAUUCAGCUAUUGCAGCAGGGGCUACAGAGGUUUCAGUAUUUGGUGCAGCAUCUGAAUCUUUUAGCAAAAUGAAUAUUAAUUGUUCUAUUGAAGAGAGCAUAGAAAAAUUUGAAGAAGUUGCUAAGUCAGCAAGAAAUAUGAAUAUUCCAGUGCGUGGGUAUGUUUCUUGUGCAUUGGGAUGCCCAUAUGAAGGAGACAUCACACCAGCUAAAGUGGCUGAAGUGUCUAAACGUCUGUACAGUAUGGGCUGUUAUGAAAUCUCUUUGGGGGACACAAUUGGUGUGGGGACUCCUGGAAGUAUGAAAAGAAUGUUGGAAGCUGUUAUGAAGGAAAUCCCUCUGAAUGCCCUUGCUGUUCACUGCCAUGAUACAUAUGGGCAGGCGCUAGCCAAUAUCCUCACAGCCAUACAGAUGGGAGUUGCUGUAGUGGAUUCGUCUGUUGCAGGUUUGGGUGGCUGUCCCUAUGCAAAAGGUGCUACUGGAAAUGUGGCCACAGAGGAUGUGGUAUAUAUGCUUAAUGGUCUGGGGAUCAAUACAGGAGUCAAUCUUUAUGCCGUGAUGGAAGCUGGAAACUUCAUCUGUACAGCUUUGAACAAGAAAACGAAUUCAAAGGUUGCACAAGCUUCCUUCAAUUCUAGAACUAUCAAGUAAACGGAUUUUCUUUGCAAUUACAUUUGUCAUCUACCUUGACCAAGGACACAUAUAUCAAGAAACCAAAUAUAAGAAAACCAUUUCAGCAAAGAACUAAAAUAGA
Molecule: messenger RNA, 1143 nt
Organism: Lagopus leucura (white-tailed ptarmigan)
Lineage: Eukaryota; Metazoa; Chordata; Aves; Galliformes; Phasianidae
Gene: HMGCLL1
Product: 3-hydroxymethyl-3-methylglutaryl-CoA lyase like 1
Exons: 9
Coding region: 12-1040 (342 amino acids)
Biological process (GO): L-leucine catabolic process; ketone body biosynthetic process
Cellular component (GO): endoplasmic reticulum; cytosol
Molecular function (GO): hydroxymethylglutaryl-CoA lyase activity
Source: RefSeq, a predicted model, not a curated record